Molecule: messenger RNA, 1962 nt
Organism: Rotaria sp. Silwood2
Lineage: Eukaryota; Metazoa; Rotifera; Eurotatoria; Philodinida; Philodinidae
Source: the annotation of a GenBank genome assembly
AUGGGUUGCAAACAAUGUAAAAUUUUCUUAACAAAACAUGAAAAUUAUAAAAGUAAUUCAACUAUUAUUGAACAAAAUUCUACUUCAAUUUCAAAUAAUGAACCAAUAACUAUUUUAUCGAAUAAAACUAAUCUAAAAAAUCACAAAACACAUAGACAAAUAAAAUUUACAACAAUAAAUUCUCAAUUAUUACCAACAUUAGAUAAUUUACCUGUUGAACUAAUCUAUCAUAUAUUUGAUCAACUGGACACUUAUACAAUUUUUACAUCUCUUUAUAAUGUUUGUAUUCGUCUUAAUUCAAUUAUUCAGAAAUAUGAUCAAUAUGAUCUAAAUUUAAAUUCAAUUUCAAUGUCCUAUUUUCAUCAUAUUUGUUCAUUAAUAAAUCCUGAACAAAUUAUAUCUUUAACAUUAUCUGAUGGAAAUAAUAAUGUUGGUUUAGUUGAACUUUUUCUAAAAAAAUUUCAUAUGGAAUCAUUUAAACGUCUUCAUUCUUUAACACUUGUAAAUAUUGAUGAUAAUGAACAAAUGACAAAAAUUAUUCUUUCAAUUACAGAUCAACUCGAAAUACUUUCAAUUAUAAAUUCAAAUGAAUAUUAUAAUGAUACUGUUAUUGAUGUUCUAAUGACAAGUAUUGGAAAAAAGUCUUUAUAUAAAAUUUAUUUAGAUAUUGAAAAAGAUCGUUUUUUAAAUUCAUCGAUUAUUUGGCCCGAUGAAUGUUUUUUAAAAGAAAUUAAUCUAAUUGGUAUUUGUAAUAUAACAUUAUUUCGAACUAUCCUUCUAUAUUCACCAAAUUUAAAAAAAUUUCAAGCAUAUGAUAUUGAUCUUGACGAUGAAUGGAUUGACGAGGAUGAUGAUGAUGAUGAGAUAGAACGACAUCAAAUGGUUCCAAUAUUGAAUGCUUCAAAUUUGAUCUCAUUAUCUUUAGUUUAUGCAAGAAAUGAAAUGGAAAAAGUCGAAUGGUUAUUACCACAAUUUACUCAAUUAAAAUAUUUAAAAUAUUUAAAUAUAUAUGAUUUUCAUAUUGAAUCAAUGUAUGAAAGUGAUUAUUCAUUACUUGAUGGUAAACGUUGGGAAAAAAUUAUAUAUAAUUGUAAUCAAUUUGAAUUUAUAUUUACUAUUCAUAUUGAUGAUGAAACUUGGAAUUUUCAUCAUCAUUUAACAAUAUUUCAAACAAAAUUUUGGCAAGAUAAAAAUUGGAAUAUUGCAUAUGAACAAUAUGAUAAAACUUUAUUAAUUUAUUCAUUACCAUAUGCUCAUGAUACUCAUUAUUAUGAUAGUUCAACAUUUUUUUCAAUACCAUAUAAUCCAUUUCUAUUAAAUAAAUCGUUACAAAAUGUUACAAAAUUACGUAUUAAUAUGACAGCAGUGAAUAAUUUAGAGCAACAAAUUAUUGGUCCUCCUCGUUUCUCUAAUGUUUUUCAUCUUAUACUCGAUGGACAAUGGCGAAAUCAAGAUAUAGUUGAUUCUAUUGGCUCACUUGUUUGUUUAUCUAAUAUAACUAAAUUAAUACGAUUAGAACGUGUACCAACAUUAAUCUUUCGUACAUUUAUUUAUCGUUUAACAAAUUUAAAAUCAUUAACAUUAACAACAUGUGUUCUUGAUAGUAUGAAUGCAGCUAUUUUACAGUAUUUAAAAUGUUUACAUUCAUUAAAUAUUGUACAAUUGGAUGAUAAUCUUUGUCAUUUUGUUAAUGUAGAACCAUUUUGUACAAUGUUUCCUCAAAUUGAACAUCUUGAUAUUCCAAUUGAUAAUGUUGAUAGUUGUCAAUACGUUAUUGAUCGAUUAGAAAAAUGUUUAAUUAGUAUUGUUUUUCGUUUUCCGAUUAAGGAAGAAGAAGAAGAAGAAAAUGAUGAUGAUGAUGAUAAUGAUAAAAGUAAUGAACUUAUUGAAUGGGCACAACAUAUACAACGAAAUCAUCAAUAUCGUAUACGUGAUGGUGAUAUUUAUUUAUGGUUUCGAUAA